Molecule: messenger RNA, 6730 nt
Organism: Scheffersomyces coipomensis
Lineage: Eukaryota; Fungi; Ascomycota; Pichiomycetes; Serinales; Debaryomycetaceae
Gene: FAB1
Product: 1-phosphatidylinositol-3-phosphate 5-kinase
Exons: 4
Coding region: 1-6606 (2201 amino acids)
Biological process (GO): phosphatidylinositol phosphate biosynthetic process
Cellular component (GO): fungal-type vacuole membrane; endosome membrane
Molecular function (GO): ATP binding; metal ion binding; 1-phosphatidylinositol-3-phosphate 5-kinase activity
Source: RefSeq, a predicted model, not a curated record
AUGCCAAAUUCAAGUGCAACUAGUUCAGUUAUUAAUGUUAAUGUGAUUGCUGGUAGUGAUAGAGAUCUUUCCAAAACUGAGAUUUCAAAAUCAGAGACAAUUGAUAAAAGAGGGAGAAGAAGUUCACAAGCACCACUUCCCCCACCACCUGCACCAAUAGCGCCCCCAGUUGCAUCAAUACUUAGUAUCCCCUUGGAAAAAGUCCUACAAAGUACAUCUAUUUUCACAAAUUUACCAAAUGAUAUUGAAUUAUCUGAUGAUUCAGCUUCCGAUAUAGAAACCAUUAAUAAUGAUAGUUUUUCAACGUCUCCUUCAAAUGGAAGUGGUAGAUUAGUUAAUGACAGAUCCGAUGGUCCAACCGCAACCGAUAUUCAUAGGAAUGGAUCUAAUAAUAUACUUCCCAACUACUAUGAUGUGUCAUUAUAUAGUGAAUCGGUUGCUAAAUCAUCACCUAUCAAGGCUGAACAAUAUCGAAACUAUAACAAUAAUGCUUAUUCUGAAGAAUUAAAAAAUUCUCCAACCUUAAGUUCAUUUUAUGAAUUAAAAAAGAAAGAUCAUAAAACAUUAAGAAAGAAAACAUCAUCAACAUUAUCUACCGUCUUAUUUGAUAAUGCAAAGACAUUGAUUAACAAUAAUUUACCAGUCGUAUCUUCGGCAUCAUCAAUAGUUAGUGAAAAGAAAAAGAAAAUCAAACCUCAUAGACUGUCCGAGAAUCCAUUAAAGAAUGGUGGUAUAGCGAAGAAAUACUGGAUGAAUGAUUCAUUCGUUUCUGAUUGUUUGAAUUGUUUCAAACCGUUUACCGCAUUCAGAAGAAAACAUCAUUGUCGAUUCUGUGGUCAAAUCUUUUGUUCAGAUUGUACUUCAUUUGUUUCAUAUAAUCAACAUAAAGAUGAAAGAAAGAAUGCAUCACGGAAUAAAAUUACUAAAAAGACGUAUAAUGAUAGAUUAAGAGUUUGUAAACCAUGUCUUGAAGAUGUCAUAGUUUACUUAAGUGAUGAUUCCUCAAGCUCUUCAGAAUCAGAAGCCGAAAUCGAAGAAUCAGAAUCAGAUUCAGCAGUUUCUAAAGUCAGUGGUGAAGAAAGUAUAAUAGCCAAUCAUCCAUUAUCACGAAUAAGGUCUUUAUCGGUCAAUUCUAGAAGAGACAGUAUGACUAAUGAUGCAGUAUUAACUGCUAACAGGGGAUUUCUAAACAGAGAUCGUUCGUCAAUCAUUGAAUCGCCCAUUAGUAAUACCUCACCAUCAAGAAUAGAAUUAGGAUACCCUGAUGAAUCAAUUAAAGUUCAUCCCAAACAAGCUCCUCAAAUGGCUAUUCCAACUACAAGAGCUGGUGAAUCGGUUGAAAUUCCCGUAUCUAAAAGCUUUUAUAAUUCAAAUUUUAAGAACUCAGUCUAUAGAGGUUCAAACUAUGCUUUAGAUACCAUGAUGAUGAAUAAUGGUAGUUUUAAUACUCCAUUACACCGAAAUUGGUUAUCACAUCUUAGAUCGAGUAAUAUUUCAAAUCCUGAUUUACCCCGAGUAAACAGUAUUGAUAGUUUUAAUACCAUGUAUAAUUCAAUACUUGGUAGAAAACCUUCACAACCAAAAUUAAGACUCAAAACUAGUGAACAUGGAUUACAUAGGAAGCCGUCCGGUAAGAGUACUGUGCUGGUUGGAGAUACUCUUGACUAUAGAGUUGGUGGAAGUGAUGUUAAAUUUGAUCAUGAUGAUGAUGAUUUGAAAGAUUCUGAAAGUGAUGAUGAUGAUGAUAAUAGUGCCAAUGCUAGUGAAGAUGAAGGAGCCAUGUCGGCAUAUAUAUCCUUGAAUGAAGAAAAAUCAAAUAAAUCAAUUCCAAAUAGUUCCAUUGUGGUACCUACAUUAAGUGAAUUUCCUGAUUUUGCAUUUGGUAAUAAAUUCACUCUUCCAAAGGCACCACCGGCAUCAACCCUUCAAUUGAGUAAUAAUUUAAAUAGAGCUCAAGCAUCAAUGAUGAGAAUGAAAUCAAGAUCAAGAAGAAAAAGUAAACCACCAAGACAUUUACAUAUAGGUAAUACUAGUAUGAGAUUACCUAGUAUUGAAAGUAUGAAUCAAGGUAGAGCCCCUGGUGUAUUAUUUGCUCCAGCAUCCCCAAUUCCAGAGAAGUUGAAUUCACCAUUUUCAAAUCAAUCGAAUUUAACAAAGGGACUUGCUAGAGAUAGAGGCGAUACAUCCCUGCCUAUGUCAGCUAAUUUAGAAUCAGAAAAUUCGAUUAGAGAUAGUGGAGUAGUUGAUAUUUCUAUGUCGAUUAAUAAUCUGGAUAAUGAAAUAAUGUCCAAGAUUGAUUCUUCGCCAAUUGAUGAUCUGAUUAUCGAAGGAGCAAAUGAUUCAACUUUUGAUCAUAUGUAUCAUCAUUUACCUUCCAAAGAAGAAGUGUUUUUGGAUUUAUUUGAUGCUAUUAUUGCUCAAACUAUGGAGACAAGAGGUAUAGUUGAAAAUCAAGAUAAAUGGAAGCAUGUUAUUAAAAAUGUAUUAGAUUAUGUUAAUUAUUUAAAAUUAACUGAUACAUUAGAUAUCAAACAAUAUGUCAAGAUAAAGAAGAUACUUGGAGGAAGAAUUUCGGAUACAAAAUUCAUGGAUGGGUUAUUUAUGACCAAAAAUAUAGAUUCUAAAAAGAUGCCAUCUACCAUUAAUAAUCCAAAGAUUGCAUUACUUACGUUCCCAUUAGAAUAUUUGAAACUGAAACAACAAUUCAUUAGUCUUCGAAUUAUUCAUUCUCAACAGAAUGUUUAUAUAACUAAUCUAGUAUCUCGAUUAAUUUCAUUAGAACCUGAUGUCAUUGUCGUUGGUGAUAGUGUAUGUGGAUUAGCCGAAAGUUUAUUAGCUGAAGCUGGUAUUACAGUUAUAUCAAAUUGUAAACCACAAGUUAUUGAACGUUUAUCAAGAUAUACUAAAGCUGAAGUUUUCCAAACUGUUAAUGAUUUAUCAUUUAAGAAGGGAACUUUAGGUAGUUGUCAGAAAUUUGAAGUUAAAAAAUUUAUGUUUGAGAAUAAGGUUAAAUCAUUUAUAUUUUUCACCGGUACAGACAUGCAAUCAGGUUUCACAAUUCAAUUAAGAGGAGGUGAUGAUACUUUAUUAACGUCAAUUAAAUAUGUGUUUGAAACUUUAUUACCAGGAUAUUUAAAUGCUAAGUUUGAGAAAAGUUUAAUGGAUGAUGAAAUGAGUUCAUUUUCAGGUAUAACGACCAAUCAUAAGAUUUUAGAAUUUAAAUCAAUUCUAGAUGAGAUUGCUAAUGAUACUGAGAUUGACAAAGAACAAGAAAAUAAUGCUUGUGAAUUUGGAUUAGAAAUUAUUGAUGUUCAAAAUUCUUUUGCUUUAUUCAAUCAUCGAAAAUUAAGUCUUUCACCGGCUUCAAGUUUUAGUUUACCAACUCCAUUAUCGAAUAUAAUUGAAUCAUACUAUAAAUUCCAUAAAUUUUUCAAAAAGAAUCAAUUAAUUCAAACCACAGAUAAUAUCGAUCAUAUUGAUCCAUUAUGGUUAGAUGAUUUAAAAGUUAAUUUCAGUUUAGAUUUAUUACCAAAUCGUGAACAAGAUUUACUUUCAAAUUUAAGAUUUGCAAGUGAAAGUAUCUUAAAAUCAUUAAUUUCCGAAUAUCAUUCCAAAGCUCGUAUAUGGACUAAUUACAUGAGAUAUUUCCCAGCUUUAUUAGAACCAAGUAAAGGGAUUGAUGUAUUACGAUCAACUGUCUCUAUCAAACAUGCUACACCGUGUGCUGGACCUGAUAUUGUUGCUAUUCCAUAUUAUGCGGAUAAAGAUUCAUGUUUAGGAUCAUUCAUAGAUCAGAUCUUUCAUGAAUCGAUUACAGAAUGUGAUGAAUGUGGAGAAAGUCAUUUAGAUCAUUAUAAAACGUUUGUUCAUGGAGGUGCCAAAUUAGAUUUUAUUUUGGAGAAAUUUGAAGGUAUUACCAAUCAACAAGAUUUCCAAGGUAAGAAUCAACGAGUUAUGUGGAGUUAUUGUAAAGAAUGUAAAUAUACUACACCUAUUGUGGCCAUGAAUGAUAAUACCUAUUAUUAUUCGAUUGGGAAAUUUCUUGAAUUAUCAUUUUAUGGAGAGAAUGUUAUCCCUACGAAUCCUAAUUGUAAUCAUGAUUUUUAUAUUAAUCAUGUUCGAUGUUUUGGAUUUAAUGAUUUAGUGAUUCGAAUUGAAUAUUCCAAGAUUGAUACGUUUGAAGUUAUCCCACCUAAGAAACAAUUAGAAUUCAUUGCUGAUGUUGAUAUUAAAUUAAAAAUUGAAUCAUAUAAUUUCAUUAAGACUCGAACUGAUAAAUUUUUUGAAAGUGUUUCCAAAAGAUUAAAUAGAGUUAAGAUUGAUAUUUUUGAUAAGGGAGAAGAUGGAAUUAAAGUGAUUGAAGAUUUUAAAAUUAAAUUAGAGGAUCAAAUCUCCAAUAUUAAAGAAAAAACCUUACAUAUAUAUAAUUCAUCAUCCCCUACUAGUCAUUUAGGAUUGAAUAUUAUUUUAAGAGAAUUACAACAAUUAGGGGUAUCAUGGGAUACUGAAUUUAAUGAUUUUGAACAUAAAUUUUUACCUACUGAAAAUGAAAUUACUAAGAUGACUCAAUUCCAUUUACGAAAUUUAUUAGAUAAAUAUAGUCAUGAUUAUAAUAAUAAAGAGAGUGAGAAAUCGAAGGAAAAAGAAAAAGAUCAAGAUAAUGAAGAUGGAGGUGACGAUGAAAAGGUGAAACUUAAAGAAGGUGAAGAAGGAACCAAGUCCAAUGAUCAACCUCAAUCUGACUCUCAACCUAAAUCUCAACAACAACAAUUAUUGGUUAAACCUGAUGAGAAUUCAAUUAAUAAUCAAUUACGUCAUGGAAGAGAUAAUAAUAAUAUCUGGGAUAAAGUUAAUAAAUUUGAAGAAUUAUUAGAUUUACAACGAAAGACAUCGACGAAUUCUACCAAUAGUGGGAAUGCCACUCCAUCGAAUGUACCAGGAACAUCAUCCACACUGACGAAUCCCCCCACCAAUUUCAGAAGAUCUUCUUUAUCAAGAAAAGAAUCAGAUGUAUCUCUUAAUGCGUUAGUUAAUGGUCCACCUAAUAAAGUAAGUCAUUUGGCUAAUUAUUUUAAUAAUUUGAAUUUAGAUCAAAUUUCGAUGGAAUUUAAAAAACAGAGAGAACAAGAAUUAGAGAAGAUGUCGAAUAAAUUCAAAGCUCGUAAUAUUGUGGAAUCAAAACCUAUUGUGGAGAUUUAUAAUAAGAUUGAAGAUGUGGUUGAUAAAGAUAUAAGUUCAGUUCCACCUACUACUACACCUGCCACUACACUUGGUAGUACCAAAAAUACAUCUACUAAUACUACUAAUACCACUACCCCAAAGAUUGAAAUUCCUCAACCUGAAAAAGUAUCAAUUUUAAAAUCCUUAACUAAUUUCUGGGCGGAUAGAUCAGCUACAUUAUGGGAUCCAUUAGAGUAUCCUUUAGAUUCACAUGAACAUACAUUUGCUGAUUCUUUGAUUAUUGUUAGAGAAGAUGAACCAUCGUCGUUAGUGGCGUUUUGUUUAUCAUCUAAUGAUUAUAAGACUAAGAUUCAAGCUGUUAUGGAUCAAGCUGAAGAAGAAGGUGAUGGAGAAGGUGAUGAAGAUGAUAUUAAUAUUAAUGAUAUUAAAAAGAAGAUGAAUUUCCUUAAAUUGGAGAAAAAAUAUAAGAAAUCAUCCAAUGGAAGUUCUAAAACCAAUAUACUUGAACGAAUCAUGAUUAAGAAUAAAACCAAUCAUUUAAAAUAUCAAUUUAAUGUGGGAGGGAAUAUGAAUUUAUCAUGUAAGAUAUUCUAUAGUGAACAAUUUGAAGCAUUGAGGAAAUCAUGUGGAGUAGAUGAGAAUUUCAUUCAAAGUUUAAGUCGAUGUAUUAAAUGGCAAAGUAAUGGAGGUAAGAGUGGAAGUAAUUUUCUUAAGACGUUGGAUAAUCGAUAUAUUGUGAAAGAAUUGAGUAAAUCUGAAUUAGAAUCGUUUGUAUCGAUUGCGCCAUUUUAUUUCAAAUAUAUUUCUCAAUCAGUUUUUAAUACUUUAACGACGGCAAUUGCUAAGAUAUUUGGAUUUUAUCAGAUUGAAAUCCGAAGUAUUAAGAAUGGAAUUAAUCAAAAGAUAUUUAAGAUGGAUUUUUUAAUUAUGGAGAAUUUAUUUUAUAAUCAUCAAACGACAAGAAUAUUUGAUUUAAAGGGGAGUAUGAGAAAUCGUCAUGUUCAACAAACUGGGAAAGAAAAUGAAGUAUUAUUGGAUGAGAAUAUGAUUGAUUAUAUCUAUGAAUCGCCUAUAUUUGUUAAGGAACAACUGAAGAAAUUAUUGAAAGGGUCCUUAAGUAAUGAUACUAGUUUUCUAUCAGCUAUGGAUGUAAUGGAUUAUUCGUUGGUGAUUGGGAUCAAUGAUCAAACGAAGAAGAUAUAUGUCGGUAUUAUUGAUUGGUUACGAACAUUUACGUGGGAUAAAAGAGUGGAGAAUUGGGUUAAGGGGAAUAAUUUAAUGAUUGGAGGGAAAACUCUUAAAAAGGAUCCUACUAUUGUUACCCCUAAGCAAUAUCGAAUUAGAUUUAGAGAAGCUAUGGAUCGGUAUAUAUUGGAAGUACCUGAUAUAUGGUAUAAGGGAGAGGAGAGGAGUUCAAUCAAUUAAUUAACCAAUCAAUUUAUUGAUUGGUUGAUUGAUUAGUAGAGUCAAUCAUUUAAAAAGUACAUAUAUAUCAUAUCAUAUAAUAUACAUUAUAAUUAUAAUUAUUUAUAUUUAUUUAUAUUUAUAC